Messenger RNA from Asparagus officinalis (garden asparagus), 2228 nucleotides. RefSeq names its product pre-rRNA-processing protein esf1-like. Bases 73 to 1938 code for a protein of 621 amino acids. Gene Ontology annotation, cellular component: nucleus. Gene Ontology annotation, biological process: rRNA processing. Lineage: Eukaryota; Viridiplantae; Streptophyta; Magnoliopsida; Asparagales; Asparagaceae. The record is from RefSeq and is a predicted model, not a curated record. Gene Ontology annotation, molecular function: RNA binding. The transcript is spliced from 7 exons.
CGCGUCGAUCCGCGGUUCCAGCGGGUGCCGAAGAAGGAAUCGAAGGUGGCGAUCGACUCUCGAUUCGCGAAGAUGUUGUCGGAUAAAAGUUUCGAUUCGUCGUCGGCGCCUGUUGAUAAGAGAGGGAAACCGAAGAAGGAGAAGGAGGUGAAUCCUUUGACGCGUUAUUAUCAUAACGAGGAAGAGGAGAGAGAAGAGGAGGAGGAGGAGGAUGAAGAGAGAGAAAGUGGAUCGGAGGUCGAAGUUUCAGAGGGGGAGAGUUCGUCGACUGAUGAUGAGGAUGAGUAUGAUUUCGACGACGAAGAGGACAUAGUACAAAGCGAUAUUGCUACUUAUCUGAUGGCAGGCCAUGAGGAUACAUCAUUAACAUUAACUGAACAAGAGACUAACAGACUUGCAGUUGUUAAUAUGGACUGGGAUCAUAUAAAGGCUGUUGAUCUGUAUGUAACAAUAAGUUCAUGCCUCCCGAAAGGUGGACAGAUUCUGUCGGUGAGUAUUUAUCCAUCUGAAUUUGGUCUUAAGUGCAUGGAGGUUGAGGCAGUUCGUGGCCCAUCUGCUCUGAUCAAUAACAAUGAAGAACAUAGCGAAGAUGAAUCGGAGAGUGAAGAUGAAAACGUACGUAAUGAAAAACUACGAACAUAUGAGUUGAAUAAAUUAAGUUAUUACUAUGGCGUUGUGGUGUUUGAUUCAGUUGCUACUGCGAGCCACAUUUAUAAGAAUCUUGAUGGCACUGAGCUUCUAAGAACGUCAAAUGUGUUUGACUUGCGAUUCAUUCCUGACUCUAUGGAGUUUAAGCAUCCUCCUCGUGACAUGACAGCUGAGCCACCUACAAGCUACAACGUACCAGAUUUCCAUACUCGUGCUUUACAACACAGCAAGGUUAACUUAACAUGGGAGGAAGAUGAACCGAAUCGUACAAAGUUUUUGAAACGGAAGUUCAACACUGAUCAGCUGGAUGAGUUGAAUGAAUACUUGGCUUCCAGUGAUAGUGAUGCUAGUGACGAGGAAGAAGAAAUUGAUGGCAGUGAGAAUGAAGAUGCAGGGGUUCCGCCUGAUGGUAAAUCCAAAAAACAUAUGCAUAAAGAAAAGUUACGAGCGCUUCUACUCUCUGGAGAUGGCUCUGGUUCAGAUAAAGAUGAUGAUGAGGACAAUGACCAAGAAAUGGAAAUCACAUUUAAUACUGGCCUUGAGGACCUAAGCAAGCGCAUUCUCGAGAAAAAGGAUAAAAAAUCCGAAACUGUCUGGGAACAAGUUCUUCGAAAAAGAAGCGAGAAGAGAAAGGCAAGGAAGAAUCGGUCAAAGUACUCUGAUGAUGAUGAUGAUGACAGUGAUUCCGAUGUCCAAGAAGCAACUGAUCAGCCUGAUGAUUUCUUUAUGGAAGAAGAGCCUUCUGAUUCUGAUGCAGAGGUUGCCGAUAAGAAGAAGGGAGAUUCAAAAAAGAGUAAAAAAGGUAAGAGUAGUAGAAAAGAGAGGAAGAAGUCUCUGGAUGAAUACAAGGACCAGGAAGUGAGUAAAGCAGAACUGGAGCUGUUGUUCGCGGAAGAUCAAGAUGGUAAAGGUCAGAAUGCAAAGGGGUACAAGAUCAAACUUAAGAAGGGCAAAGGAAAGAAGGGGAAGGAAGAAUCUCUUGAGGCUAAGUUACCUGAUGUUGAUCCCUCAUCUGAUCCUCGAUUCUCUGCCUUAUUCAAUUCUCAUCUCUUUGCCUUGGAUCCCACUGAUCCACAGUUUAAGAGGAGUGCUGCGUAUGCUCGUCAGAAGCUUGGAAAACAGAAGAUAGUGAAGAAAACAGGGCAAUCAGAAGAAACCGCAAAUGUACCGGAACAAGUUGAGAUCUCUAAUAACGAUCCGAAGAAGAAGGAGAAGUACGAGUUGUCAUCAACUGUUCAGUCACUUAAGAGAAACCUGGGAAAUCUGAAAAAGGGUACCAGGAGCAGAUGAUUUUCUUUAUUUUUGUACCUUCAUCUUAUACUGGCUGUGAAGAAUUUUGUUAGCUUCGUAGUAUUUUAUUUCCGGCCUGUUAUUUAUGCUGUUGUGAGAUGCGGCUGCUUUAGUAGAGGAAAAUUGAGAGCAGGGAAAAAAAAAAGAGAGGCUCGGGUUAUGUUUUUCUGAGUACAAAAUACAGGGUGCGUGACUGAUUUUGUACUAUGUUAUUAUUGUACUCAAGCGUGUAUUUGUGAAUUGUUAUUGACACCCAUUUCUAUUUUUCAAAGAUACUUCAAUGGUGUAUA